This is a messenger RNA of Galendromus occidentalis (western predatory mite), 1145 nucleotides long. Its product is annotated as replication factor C subunit 4. The record is from RefSeq and is a predicted model, not a curated record. The transcript has 6 exons. Gene Ontology annotation, cellular component: DNA replication factor C complex; nucleus. The coding region runs from base 92 to 1054 and encodes 320 amino acids. Gene Ontology annotation, biological process: DNA repair; DNA-templated DNA replication. Lineage: Eukaryota; Metazoa; Arthropoda; Arachnida; Mesostigmata; Phytoseiidae. Gene Ontology annotation, molecular function: DNA binding; DNA clamp loader activity; ATP binding.
UAGGAAAGACUUGGCGCGAACAGGGCUCUGAGCGCUUUAAAUUCCUCAGUUUCUCGGUAUCUAUCGCUACCAGUGAAAGAGCUCAGGAACGAUGGUGCGUGCAGAAAAAGAUCUUCCCUGGGUUGAGAAAUAUCGACCAAGAACCGUCGAUGACGUAGCUUCCCAGGACGAGGUCGUGUCCGUCCUGAAAAAAUGUCUUCAGUCUGGUGAUCUUCCCCAUUUGCUGUUCUUCGGUCCUCCGGGGACUGGUAAAACGUCGACAAUCUUAGCUCUGGCGAGGGAUCUCUAUGGGAACGAAUUUCGUCAGAAAGUUCUCGAGCUCAAUGCGUCUGAUGAAAGAGGAAUUUCUGUGAUAAGGGAAAAGGUCAAAAACUUCUCCCAAAUGACGGCGAAUCAAGGGAAGAUCCGUUAUCGAAUAGUGAUUCUCGACGAGGCCGACAGUAUGACCCGAGAUGCUCAAACAGCGCUACGAAGAACUAUGGAAAAAUACACGAAGACAACCAGAUUCUGUCUCAUCUGCAACUACGUCACCAAAAUCAUCCCCCCACUCAACUCCCGUUGCUCCAAGUUCAGAUUCCGGCCCCUGCCUACGGAUGUUCUGGUCAAUAAGCUCGAUGAGAUAUGUACUAAGGAAAACGUCAACUUCAGAGGUAGCGACGACCUCAAGUUCUUGAUCGAGCUCGCUGAGGGAGACAUGAGGCGCGCCGUGACUCUCCUACAAAGUGCUCAUAGGAUAAGCGCCGAGAAAAUCACUAGAGAAGAUAUUCGGAACAUCGCGGGAGUGAUCCCAGAUAAUGUCGUCGAGCAGAUCUACACGGAACCAGUUCUGGACCGCUUGACCAAACGAAUGCGGGAUUUCGUGCGCGAAGGUUAUUCCGGAGAUCAGCUCUUGACUCAACUACUGCAAAUGAUCAUCGCCGACGAGCGGAUUGAAGACACGAAGAGAGCGGCGCUCCUCGAGAAAUUGGCUAUCGUCGAACACCGUAUGAAAGAUGGCGCUUCCGAAUUGAUUUCAUUGCAAGACUUGGCCGCCACCAUCGUCUCCUCACACUGAAAUAUCGUCCUGACGUGUGUACAUUCAAACUGUCUCGACCCGAUCGAUCCAAGAGUUUCCGUUGACUCGAUUCAGUGCCUGGAAUAAAAUA